This is a messenger RNA of Cydia pomonella (codling moth), 2261 nucleotides long. Its product is annotated as macrophage mannose receptor 1-like. The coding region runs from base 1171 to 2235 and encodes 354 amino acids. The record is from RefSeq and is a predicted model, not a curated record. Lineage: Eukaryota; Metazoa; Arthropoda; Insecta; Lepidoptera; Tortricidae. The transcript is spliced from 7 exons.
AGACUUGAUCACUUGGCGAUUUUUGACAGCUGCGAUAUGUUCCUUAACACUUUCUGCUAUGGUGCGCUUUGUUUCCCUGAUAUAAGAAAUACUACAACUGCAAUCAAUUCUAUGCAUAAACGCCAGGUGACUGGAAAGGAGUAACGUACACUGUCUUUAUAGAAUAGUUUCCUUUCCAAGUACUUUUCCAACUUUAUCCGUUACUCUUUUUACAUAAGGCAGAAUAGGGUUGUUUCUAUCUACAAAUCUUAGCGCAGAAUUGUAUCCCAAUAAAUUCUUUUGAAUUAUAAGAACAUGUUAAACUACUUUUAGGGGACCUGUAAUGACCAUAUUUUCGUAAAUAUUGAAUUUAAAAUAUAUUUUUGCACACGUCACGUGACCAAACUCGAAACGACAUUGAAGAUUCUGAUGACGUCACAACUCUCGGAUUGACACUGUUGACAGUUAGGCGAUAAACAACAAAUGACAAAUGUCAGUUGACAGUUCGUAUCUUCUACGUGUGUAUGUAUGUAGUUAUGUGUCAAACUGUGAGCUGUGACGUCACACAAUUUUCAAAGAGCGUUUUGGGCGCGAAAGCAUCUGUCAAAAUAUAUUUUGUUAAUUUAACAUAUUUAAAGCCGUUUUUAGUAUAAAAAUUGAAUUUUAGGGCAACUUUUAGUUAAUAUAGAACGUGAUACAAGCGUUUCAAAAAAUUGGAAACAACCCUAUCGCCGGUUGUCUGGAGACAUCAGGACUUCCAUCUUGCUUUCCGUCUAGGUUGCCACUUAUUUAUUUUAUACCCGUUCCUUAUUAGUACCUCCUGAAUGUGCGACAUCUCAUUCAGGGUCACACUCACACAAAUCACCAUCCCCGUCACUUACGAUCGGUUGUCAGCUCGCUGGUGAACAGAGCACAUGGUUGAAAAUUUUAUCCUGUAUUUACCUACUCUCUAGAUUCGAAACUAUAUCCUAAACUACUACUAUAUUCAAAUGAAUUACCCAUGAAGGGGCAAAAAGAUAACUCGUAUUACUUAAUGUAUAGCCAAUGACGUAAUAUAAUUCGUUUUUUGAUAUUUUGUACUUAAGUAUUUUUGUCUCAUUUACUUGUUCUGCUCAAUUCACUGUGCGACGUGUUUCAUAUUUGCGGGCAAAAAGCUUUUAUUAGACAGUUUAAUGUAAUAUUUAUCAAAAUAUGACCGUGUUUGUCUGCUUUGUACUAGUUUUGUGUGUGGCAUGUGUUUUUAGCUUAAACGAAGACCAUGUGAUGCCCCGUGAAGAAAAGCUAGACUUUGAGAAGCCUCUAGCACUGAAGAGAGUUAUCAGAGCUCCGGAGAGAGGCCUAACGGCAUCAACGGGAAACGUAGAUGUACUGGUGUCAAUGGGAAAUGGAGAUAGCUCGCCAGAACCGGAACCCCUGCCACUGAACCUGAGUCCAGGUCUAGAGUACAUCUACUACGAAGCGGCAAACGGCUCCAUGAAGCUGCACCGUACCCCUGCCACCUGGAGCGACGCUCGACUGAAAUGCUUUGAUGAAGGUGCGGAACUGGCGUCCCCAGAGAACGAAGCCUUAUUGGCGACGAUGAGCAGAGUAUUGCUGACGAGCAGGCAGCCCGUACUCCAGGUCUUCACGGGCAUCAACGACUUGUAUUCCAAAGGAUUAUUUACUUCUCUGAAAGGCAUCCCGUUGAAAAAGAUGGCAGGGAAAUGGGCACCCAGGGAACCCGACAACGUGAACCACUUUGGCAACUGCCUGAUAAUGCAGCGCAGCGGACCGCUCCUGGACAGCAAGUGCGACGACAUGUAUCCUUACAUCUGCUACAAGAGACAGCCGCCCAGCCAGCUGAGUCUCUGCGGGACUACGGAUACAGAAUACGUCUACGACAAAUUCACCAAGACCUGUCACAAGAUCCACCCCCAAUUCGUAUCCUGGCAAGUGGGGUACGCCACGUGCGUCCACGAGGGCGGGCAUCUGGCGAUCGUGAACAGCGAGUACGAAGCCAAGACCCUCGGCCGGAUGAUCAAGUCUGAGUGGAUCUGGGCUCACAUCGGAUUCAGUUACUGGAGGAAAGACUUGUGGGUGACUGUUCAUGGUGAAACGCUGGCCGAAGCUGGCUUCGAAGCCUGGGCCCCCGGCGAGCCGAACGACUGGAACGAGGAGCGCUGCGGGUGCCUCGCCGCCGAUGUUAACACUUUAGUGGACAUCGACUGUCUGGACCACGCACGGCCGUUUAUUUGUGAAAUAUCUAGUUCUAUGUAACUUAUAAUAAAGAACCUUUUCGUGGA